AUGCACGCACCCAAGACCUACCGCAACCCAAUCCUCCCCGGGAUGAACCCAGACCCAUCCAUAACCUACGUCCCCCCAGGUUCGAGUGCCACCCCCGGCUACUACCUCUGCACCUCGACCUUCGAAUUCUUUCCCGGUCUCCCCAUUUACCACUCCCUCGACAUGGUCCACUGGACCCUCAUAGGUCACGCGCUGAACCGUCGUUCACAGGGUGUGGAUAUGCGGACCGUCGAGGCUUCCGGAGGGCUUUGGGCGCCUACGUUGAGGUAUAAUGUGAAGAGGGGGAGGUGGUAUGUGGCUUGUACGUGUUUUUACAAGAUCGGCGACAAACCGUACAUGGUAGAACCGACCGGGUUCUACGUGAGCACCGAUGAUAUUCACGACGAUUCCAAGUGGAGCGAUGCUGUCUACUUUGAAGAGCUGGGUUUCGAUCAGGAUAUCCUGUUCGACGACGACGAUCGGACUUACCUCACCUGCACUCGAUUUCAUAUGACCUACGAGCCAGAAUUUUCCAUGAAGAUCGUCUCCUACUCGAACGAAUUCGACCUCUCCACCGGCCGUUCUCUGUCCCCACCUCGUCUGACUAUGGACUCGGUGUUGGGCACGGCAGAGGGCUGUCACAUCAUCAAACGCGAGGGUUGGUACUAUCUCUUCACCGCCGAAGGAGGUACGCAGGACGGCCACCAAGAAUGGGUUUACCGGAGCGACAAACCCCUGGGUCCUUGGGUCGCACCUCCGGUUCAUAUCAACCCGAUCGUCUUUAACGGCAACCAUCCCCAUAUCCAAAACACCGGACACUUGGACAUGGUCGAAGGUGAGAACGGACAAUGGUGGGCCGUCUUCCUCGGAGUUAGACCUCAGUUCAAGGCGGACCAGCUGGUCAAUCCCAUCCUCAUGCGUUCGGCGCUGGGGAGAGAGUCUUUUAUGGCCCCCGUCGAAUGGGUAGAUGGGUGGCCUGUUGUCAACGGUCAGAGACCUAUCGAGCUCGUCGGGGAAGCCAACGUUGGGAGCGUCUCUUACGUACCGGCUACGAACUGGAUCGACGAGUUCAAGACGACCACGCUACAACUCGGCUGGUACACCAUCCGCACCCCCUUACGUCCCUUCCACUCCCUCACCUCCCGGCCCGGCUACCUCUCCAUCCGAGGUUCCGCCUAUUCGAUCGACUACCAAGAAUCCCCCUCUGCUCUGCUCCGUAAACAGCCCGAUUUCGAGGGAGAAUGGUCGACGGAGAUGAACUUCCUGCCUAACGUCGAGGGGACCGCUGCGGGGUUGGUAGUCUGGUUGGACAAGGACGCUCAUAUUACCUUGAGCGUGAGGGGUACUCGGAAGGCUAGUGGUGGUAGGGGGGGUAGUGGAAGGGAGUUGGUGUUCAAGGCGCCCAGUGCGGAUAGGUCUUUCCAAGAAACCACCUUCCAGCUUGAUUCCGAGGCUGGUCCUCUCGUGCUCGGUGUCAAGGCACGAAAGGACGCUUACGAGCUCUGGUACAAACGAGCUGACGAGCAAGAAGCAGCUCCUACGGUGGUAGGAUCGGUCAAGACCAGCCUGUUCCAACCCUUGUUCACCGGAGUCCACAUCGGGGUCUAUGCACAGGGGGUCGCUGGGUCGCCUUGCCUCGAACCUGCCUAUUUCCGAUAUGCCAAGUGGGAGGUUGCUACCGGGAUCGAGGCGUAG
Molecule: messenger RNA, 1674 nt
Organism: Filobasidium floriforme
Lineage: Eukaryota; Fungi; Basidiomycota; Tremellomycetes; Filobasidiales; Filobasidiaceae
Product: beta-xylosidase
Exons: 5
Coding region: 1-1674 (557 amino acids)
Biological process (GO): carbohydrate metabolic process
Molecular function (GO): hydrolase activity, hydrolyzing O-glycosyl compounds
Source: RefSeq, a predicted model, not a curated record